CAGAUAGUGUUCUGUUUCUUUUGUUAAUGGACUUCGAUCGUCUUAUCAGUUUCCAGAUAACGUUGUCGAAGGUGUGAGAGUGGCGCUUCUUUAAACAGAUUGAUAGAUUUAUGACUCCUAUGUGGAUAGCCGUGACGUUUAUGAAACGGCAAAAAUGGUCACCGUGCAAGACAUCGGUUUACAACUUACGAAGCCAGUGAGAGAGCUGGCACAAUGGAAUUUUCCCUUCGCUCAGACUCUGGAACAAUACUGCUCUUUGUUUAAUACAACGUGUAAUAAAAGUUUCGGCGAUGCCGGACUUGUUUUACAAAAUUCAACGGCUGUCUAUGUGCAUAGACUUGAUUCUCUCUGGACUAAAGUCGAGUAUUGCAGAGAUGUGUUAUCAACUCAAGAGCAAGAAGAGGCGAUAAAGAAUCCUAAAAAGAGAGAUAGAAAAAUGACUGAUGUAUGUUUUCACAAGUUUAAAACUGUCAACUUUGCAGAAGAUGUAGACAAACAUAUCGAUAUUAAAAAGAAUCAUGUAGCACAUGAGUCGGUUAAAUCUAAAAGCCGUCGAUUUACUCAAUUAGAGAAGAGUAUUGCACACGUAUCUAUCGACAUUUAUGAUGUAAACGGGGAGGUUAUUGGCAAAAAAUAUGAUUUCCGGUGCAAUCAGAAUUUAAGUAUGGAUGAUACAUUGGUUGAUGAAUUUGCGCCUCAAGAUUUUUAUUGUGGCGAUGUCUCUAUUAAAGAAAAAUCUUUGUCGAAUUCGUACAGACUUUCGUGCGAUACUUCGGCAUUGGAUUCUACUAUACAUAACAAUAAUAAUGAAAAUGUUAACACAUUCUCCGAGUUUGAAAGAGACAAUAAUUCGCCAGAAGAAGAGAUCUCUAAUUUGACCAUGUCUUUGGAGUUGAGCCAACAAAAUCUCUCUAUAUCUAGAAAUACUGACAACAUGUUUGUCAAAACGCCAACGAAUAUUUCAAGCGAUAAUUGCCACGACGUAACUCUCAUGAAUACUCUGAGUCAGACAUUUGCAAAUACACCAUCCCAUUCAAAUUCACCGAUAUUAACUAAUAUUGAUAAUACUGUUUUAUCGAAUAAUUUGGAAAAGCAAUGCUUGAACACUAAUAUCAACGAAAGUAUGCACUGUAUAGACGUUGGCAGUGUAUUAGAUAGCCCACCUGAGUCGGUGAAUUCGAAAGAAAGAAGAAUUUCAUCGAUAGAUGAUUCAGCGAUAUUAAACGAUACAAAUGGAGAUCUAACGCAAUCAAACUUAUGUAUUGAUUUUGUAAAAAAGACUCCUCUGAAUGAAAGUAAAAAAAUUAAAAUACGACAAUCUUCCACUUUAAAGUCUACUCCAAAAUUGUUGAAACAAAAUCACGCAUCGUGUAAAAGACGACGGAGUAUAAUGAAAAAAAAUCUCCUGCAUAUUUUGGAAAAUUCGUUUUCUUUAAAACAAAAAAAUAAGUCAAGUAUGUUUAACAAAAACUUGCGUUCUUGUAUGAAGUGCAUACGAGAGGAUGAUCCCUUGCGAUACGAAGAAGUGAUGAACGCAGAAUCAGAUCUUUUAGGAUUUCGAUUACAUACUGAUACCGAAUCGGACAUAUAUAUCAACGCCGUAACGACGAAUGUCGACGGUAACAUAACACCUUCGACCGAUAAGGAGAUUUCAGAAUUUCACAGUCCUAUGGAUAUGUCACCGAAUUCACCACACGAAACUUUCUGUGACGUUUGGUUUCGUUCAGAUUCACAUUUUUUAUCAGAAACUGUCGACCAGUGGCACGAGAUGAUACAGCCCAAAUUAUGCGACUUCGAUGUGAUCGAGAAUUUUUGCCGUUCAUCUGCAAAAUAUUGUCCACCGGGUCUCCCCGGCGCACCCGGAAAUCCAGGUCCUCCUGGCGAACAAGGUUUGCCGGGUGUCCCAGGGAUGGAAGGUCCGAAAGGACCGCCAGGACAGCCCGGUCAUCCUGGUGCCAGAGGAACUAAGGGUGACAUCGGUCCGCCUGGCUUCGACGGGAGAGAUGGGGUGCCGGGCGAGCCUGGUUUGGACGGCAUUCCCGGUAGAAGUGGUUUGGACGGCGUACCCGGGAGCAACGGUAAGCCAGGUGCAAACGGAUUGCCUGGAUCGCCUGGAAGAAACGGAACAGACGGAAGACCAGGACAAACGGGACCUCAAGGACCACCAGGAUCUCGCGGAGAUAUAGGUCCACCUGGUCAUCCAGGAGCACCUGGAAAGGAUGGCAAAUCAGGCAUACAGGCAUACAAAAUAAACAUGAAUGAUUACAACGAGAAUGACAUAUUAAUACCGCCAUCCAUCGUAGAGAUUACACCGUCGUUAAACUCAAGUGGCGUGAUUUCCGUGCAAGAAGGUAGCAAAAUACGACUGAGAUGUGCCGCGAGUGGGAAACCUCAGCCUGUUAUACAAUGGAUGAAAGCAGACGGUUCCAUGAUACCGAUGGGCCUUUGGCAUGCGAGCUCAGUUACGGGCCAUACGUUCAAUAUCAGUCUGGUGAACCGAGAACACAUGGGCGACUAUAUGUGCAAUGCUGAUAACGGAAUACCUCCGGCACGAUCUAAGAGAUUCAAGCUUCAAGUCAAAUUUGCGCCAUUCAUUCGUAUACGCAACCAAGUGGUACUUGUACGAAACCAAAAUCCAGCGACAUUGGAAUGCGAGGUGGAAGGCUUUCCCGAGCCGGUGGUAUAUUGGGAACGCAGUGAUGGUCGCCGCCUGAAAAUGUCGGAUAAGUACAGAACGGAGGUUUACGAUAGGCGUGAUAAUUACAAGCUGAAGAUGAAGCUGAGAAUCGCGAGGGUGACUACGUCGGAUCAUGGGACUUAUCACUGCGUGGCAAAAAACGAUUUUGACACUGUCAAGGGAUCCUUUAUAGUAGACGACGACAUAAAAGACGUCGAGAAGUACAAAUCAGGAAAGGAGGAGCACAUAACAUAUGGUCAUCCUAUGCCCAUGAGCGUUGAUCAGGAGCAAGAAUUGUGCAUCCCUACGCAAGAAACCUGCACGUGCCCAAAGUGCACAUACACAGAUAUAAUAGACCAUCUGCAUGUUCAACCAUUGAACGAUAUUAAUAUUAUGCGACCACCGCCGCGGUCAACCGAAGGUUUUAUAGAGGCUAUAGGAAAACCUGUGCUGAAAGGAAACAUGGACGAUCACUACGGAAGUUGGAUGCACGAUGCAUCCAACGAUAUCAUGCCUGACAGAUUUUGGGUUACUCGCCACAACGAUACAUUCUACAUCUAUGAAUACAAAUCGAAGGAAGACUUCAAGAACAAUACGGCGCUUAAGAAAAAAUUACCCUAUGCUUUCCAGGGUAACGGACAUGUAGUUUACGAUAAAUCGUUUUUCUACAAUCCCAUUCAUCGAUCGACGGUCCUUCGAUACGAUCUCUACGCGCCCUCGGAUCAUCAGAGAUGCAAGCCGGUCUCUUCCGAAUGCGAAAUGCAGCUUCCGUGCUUGGAGGUCGACGGCCAAAACUACCUUUACACGCGCAAUUUUACCUACACGGAUUUCAAUGUAGAUGAAAAUGGUUUGUGGGUCAUUUACCCAUUAUCCCCUAAUUGUAGUGGUAAAAAUACGGUGGUAGUGAAAAUGGAUCCCACUAAAAUGAUCAUUCAAUACGCGUGGAAUAUCAGUAUCGAUCACCGUCGUUUUGAAGAGAUGUUUAUUGCAGGAGGCGUGCUUUAUGCUAUACGCAGUGUCACCGACGAUACUAUGGAGAUACGAUUCGCCUUCGAUCUCUACAAAAAUACGACGCUGGAUGUAAACUUGUCGUUUACAAAUCCGUAUCACAAAACCACGGCAGUUAGUUAUAAUCACAAGACUAAGGAGUUGUAUACGUGGAAUAAAGGCAACCGAUUAGCUUAUCCCGUGAAAUGGCAGGAGGUUGAAAAGGAAUCAUCUUCACGAUACACGCAUGUACCUCGAAGAAACGUACGUAGGAGCAUCACUAAUCGCCGCGAGAACGUUAAUUAAACAAGUUUGACGUGUAACGAGUUCUCUCCCUUCGAGCCUUCUCGCGAGCGUAUUUAUCUUGUAACACGUGCCAAAAUAAAACAGUUUA
Messenger RNA from Atta colombica, 4058 nucleotides. RefSeq lists its product as uncharacterized. Gene Ontology annotation, biological process: signal transduction. The transcript has 22 exons. NCBI's taxonomy places the organism in Eukaryota, Metazoa, Arthropoda, Insecta, Hymenoptera, Formicidae. Bases 155 to 3970 code for a protein of 1271 amino acids. The record is from RefSeq and is a predicted model, not a curated record.